CGGCCCAGGCGGGGCCUCCGACUCCCGCUCAACCAAAAAGUUGCGCAGCACCAGCGACUCGUCGGCCUCAGAAGGACACAUUUUAGCCCCGCCGCCGCUUCACCGCCGGCCCCUCUGUUGCCUAGGUGCCCCCUUUCCUUUACGCCCGUACUUAUGCCGUCGUCGGCCGCCGCCACUGCUGCUGCUGCGCGAAGGCUGUCGCUGUACAAGAGACCCGCUGUUCGCUGUCCUCCCUGCUUCGUUCGACGACCAAUCACUCCUCUUGCGCGCCGGUUUUUGGGCUCUGUUGCUGACUCGACUACCUCGACCUUACCCUCUCCAUCCGCUUCCGCUACCGCAUCCCCCACCCACCCACCACCGAAAAAGUCCCUCCCCCGCCGCCUCACCUCCUUCCUCGCACUCAGCGCGCUCUUCUUCACCCUCGGCACAGCCAUGGCCGCCGCCCCCGCCGUCGCCGUCGCGCAAGACCUGAUGCACCCGCCCACGGACGCCGAGACGCUCACGCUCUACGCGCCCGAGCCCAACACCCCCGCCGGCACGCUCGAAGCCGAACUCCAGGCCCUCCCGCUCGUGGCCGCCCUCCGCGCCGACAACGGCCUCGUCGAAGGCCGCCCGCACAUGAAGAUCCCGCCCGCCCUGCGCGAGAACAACUUCACGGGCGGCACGCUGCUGGGCCACGACAUGCUGGGCGUCCCGCCGCUGGCGUUCGUGGCCCCCGACGGGAGCAGGCUGGUCGCACUGCACCAUUUGGGGCCGGCGCUGUGCGGGCACCCGGGCAUCGUGCAUGGCGGCUUGCUCGCGACGCUGCUGGAUGAGGGGCUCGCGAGGUGCUGUUUCCCGGCGCUGCCGAACAAGGUCGGCCUCACGGCGAGUCUGAAUAUCAGCUACAAGGCGCCGUGUCGCGCGGGCCAGUGGGUGGUGCUCCGCGCGGAGACGACGAAGGUCGAGGGCAGAAAGGCGUGGGUUAGGGGUCGGUUGGAGUCGAUUCCGAACGAGGGGGAGGAGCCGGUCGUUAUGGUGGAGGCCGAGGCGCUGUUUAUUGAGCCGAGGCAGGCAAAGGUGAGUUUUUCCCUGCUGCGCCCUCCGUUCUUGGGGUCGGGAGUCGUGUGCUAACGUGUGUUUGUCCGCUGCAGCAAAUGGCCAAGAUCUACACGCCGCAGUAGUGCCUGCGUUGCGCUCUGUUCUGAGCGGACCUGCUUGCUU
Messenger RNA from Aplosporella prunicola CBS 121167, 1203 nucleotides. RefSeq lists its product as uncharacterized. Bases 154 to 1113 code for a protein of 319 amino acids. The transcript is spliced from 2 exons. NCBI's taxonomy places the organism in Eukaryota, Fungi, Ascomycota, Dothideomycetes, Botryosphaeriales, Aplosporellaceae. The record is from RefSeq and is a predicted model, not a curated record.